GCCGGCCGAGCCGCUCCUGCUGGGCGCCCCGACGGGGUCCGGCCGGGGGCGGGGGCCGCGGCCGCCGAGGAUGGGGAAAUCCAACAGCAAGUUGAAGCCCGAAGUUGUGGAGGAGCUGACCAGGAAGACCUACUUUACCGAGAAGGAAGUCCAGCAGUGGUACAAAGGCUUCAUCAAGGACUGCCCCAGCGGGCAGCUGGAUGCUGCAGGCUUCCAGAAAAUCUAUAAGCAGUUCUUCCCAUUUGGAGAUCCUACCAAGUUCGCCACGUUUGUUUUCAACGUCUUUGACGAAAACAAGGACGGGCGGAUCGAGUUCUCUGAGUUCAUCCAGGCGCUGUCGGUGACCUCAAGGGGAACCCUGGAUGAGAAGCUUCGGUGGGCCUUCAAGCUCUACGAUCUGGAUAACGACGGCUACAUCACCAGGAACGAGAUGCUGGACAUUGUGGAUGCCAUUUACCAGAUGGUGGGGAACACCGUGGAGCUCCCCGAGGAGGAAAACACCCCCGAGAAGAGGGUGGACCGGAUCUUCGCCAUGAUGGACAAGAACGCCGACGGGAAGCUGACCCUGCAGGAAUUCCAGGAAGGAUCGAAGGCAGACCCCUCCAUCGUGCAGGCACUGUCCCUCUAUGACGGGCUGGUAUAGUCCACGGCCCAGAGCCGGGAUGCCUGGGAACCACUCACCUCCUCCCGUGCCAUGAGGCCACCUCCGCCCCAACACCACCCUCCUGUGUCCACCCAGCCUUUCUCCGCAUCCAUACCCAGCCGGGCCGCCCUGGAACCGUGAGGCCCAGCUCUCCUCCCCCCAGCCCUGCACCCACCACCGCCUGAAGCCACUGGCUCCAAUUGCCAACCACCUCUGCUUGUCCAGAAACCAACACGGAACGGAAAAGGCUCUAGCCCUCUGCAAAACCAAGGACUCGGCUGCUUCGCAGGCAGCCUCUGGGUCCCUCCCGCUCUCCUGCGCGUGUGCUUUUGUUUUUUUAUUUCAAACAGACAUUGAAAAAGAAAAAACAAAACAAAACUACCUUCUGUCCUAGAAGGUACAGACUGACAGAUGGGGAGAAGGCUACCGUUGACCUCAGAGAACACUGCCUCCUGCCUCGGCCGUCCUUUGGCAGCUGGAGAGGCCACAGGAAGUCACGGCCUCGGCCACGAUAUGCUCGGGGUGUCGGGGGGGGCCACCUGAUUAACGUUAUUUGUCGUCCCUUCCUCGAGCAGCGAAACCACCCGCGUGGCUAGGAUGAACCUGAUGAUGAUGAUGAUGAUGAUUUUUUUGUGAUAACAGUAUUGUGCUUUUUGUGGGGAAAGUGAGUUUUUUUUAUACAUAUAUAAUUGAUAUCUUUUAUUUAUUGGUUGUUAACUGUUGCUGCUGCCUCAUGUGUCCAAAGCUCCCAGGGAUGUGGGGCCUACCGUUUACAAGUGCACGCCCUCGCCCACCUGCCCACCUGCGCUUGGGAGGAUGGUGGCCUGCAGCGGCCUAGAAGCCAAAAAACUUUCUCUCUCUCUCUUUUUUUUUUUUCCCAGAUACUGUGCUCGAUGUUUGGAGAGGGGGAAGGGUGGCUUUCUUAAAUGGCUAAUGCACUGUUUCCCCCCACCCCCAGCCCAAAUGCCUCCUCCUGAACCCCUUUUCUCUGCUUCCUGUCCACACUCCCCAUCCUGUGUCUUCCUCUGGGUCCACAGCAUCUUUUCUGAGGACAAACAGGGGAUAUCUUUUGGUUUCUCAACUCUUGCUUUGGUGUUUGCAGCAGCACGGAGCCUGGGAGCCAACAAGGGAGGACUGGGUACAUUAGGAAAGGGGAGGAGGGCACUCUUUGCAAGCAGGUGAGCAGAAGGAAGGGCUCCUUCUCCCUCCGUCGUGGAUUUUGAAAACCGUCACUCAGUUCUCUCCCACGUGCUCUUCUGCCUGCCGGUCUGCCUUGUCCGGUAGACCACAGAGCAUCCUUCUUCCCUUUCCUCUCUCAGCGCAGAUGCUGGGAGGGAGGGCAGGAGGGAAGAGCACAGCAGUGGCUGCUCCUAGGGGCUCUGGCCCACAUGCGCUCAUAGGAAGCUUCUAACCCCGCCUGCCACCGAGACAGGAUGGCCCUGGAACUGCCACCAGGAAAGUCAGAUGACCUUGGACCGAGGCCAGGAACCUGCAGCUGGCCCUGCUCUGUGAUUGUGGGCAGGCCCCAGCCCUCUCUGGGCCCCAGCUACCCCAGCUGCAGAACCAGGAGGCUUGGGCUGCUUGAACUGGAAGGUCCUUUUCCAUGCUGACAGUGUAUAAUCGUAAGGCGGGGUCUUUUACAGUUUAUGAUUCUGCGGUCUGCGGCUAAGUUUGCCAGACCCCAACAGACACGAGAUCCGUCUGAGUCACUAUUUUGUCUCUUGGCACAAGUCUCUGGGGACAUGGCAGCUGCUGGUUGUGUUGUGUGGGGUCAGAUGACCUACCUGGUUCUCUCUGCAGUUCUUCCUGGUCCCUGCUGGACUCUUGAACUGUCUUUUUGGCCCAGAACUAGUCCUCAUCGAAGGAAGUCUUCUGGCAUGGGAAGCAGCCUCCCAGACUAUGUAGGGCCCAGCCUGACUCUAGAAUUCCUGCUUCUUUGCAAAGUCAGCAGCCUGUCCUCUCCCUGCUUACUCCAGCCCCAGGAGAGGAAAAGCUGGCCCUUGGUUCUCACUUUGAAUUGUCCUUGGUCUUCACUUUGCACUUUCCCAGGAGGCCAGGGCGUCUGCUAAUUAACCCAGAGCACGGCUCUGCCAGCGUGGGUCUUGCAUGUCCGUUCCCGCUGGCUGGACCGCUCAGCCAGUCCCUGACUCCCUUCUUGCUCAGCAGAGCCCGUGGCUGUCCCCAACCUCUGCUGUAAGCCCCCAGAUUCCGCGGGUACCGGGAGCGCUUUGAUCUUCACAGGUGACUUUGCAGGUUGGGCCCCUCGAGGCCCCUGCAGUCACCUUCCUACUCAGGCCACUGGCUCAGGAGCCCCAGGACUCCCCCACCCAAUCCUGGCUCUGGCCUAGGACCUUAGGGCAGGAGAUUGACUUGGUGGCUUGGGGCUGGAGGAGGGGAGAGGGGGGGCCCUUCCCCACGUCACAUUACUUCUCCGGCUUCUGCCUGAGCCUCGAUUUACGUCUCUGGCCCAGUGGGGAGGAGCUGUCGAGCAGCCCGUGCUAGAGGCAUCAUCUCGGUGAGGGACUUGUCGUUAAGGAUCAUCCAGGCUUAUGCGUGUGGAUUCCCCCCCGCGCCCCUCCCCCCCCCAGCUCAGGCAUCAGUUCCCAGGCGUCUAUGAGCAUCUGCCCAUGAGGCCUCCCUCCUCCCUUCUUGCCCUCUGUCCUGUUGGCUUGGAGCCACGGGUGUGGCUUUUGGCCUUAGCAGGCCUCCUGUGGCACCU
Zalophus californianus (California sea lion) is the source of this 3362-nucleotide messenger RNA. RefSeq names its product neuronal calcium sensor 1 (gene NCS1). Gene Ontology annotation, molecular function: calcium ion binding; calcium sensitive guanylate cyclase activator activity. The transcript has 8 exons. The record is from RefSeq and is a predicted model, not a curated record. Bases 71 to 643 code for a protein of 190 amino acids. NCBI's taxonomy places the organism in Eukaryota, Metazoa, Chordata, Mammalia, Carnivora, Otariidae.